CGACGAACGGUCGUCUAUCGUUCAGUGCUCGAACGAGGCGAACAGUGAAUCUAAGGAUGUCGGAGUGACGAGACGUAAAAGAACUGUUGUUUUAUCUGAUUCGGAGUUUUACGCAUUCUUGGUCAAUUCGAUCUCUGCACAACAACUAUGCAGGUGGAAAUAGUUUCAGCGACGAACAACAAAACGAUCUGCGUCGUAGACGGUCUGACGGCGUCGUCGACCGUCGCAGACGUGAAAAAAGGGGUAUCUCGGGAAAAGAAGGACCUGUACCCGGAGAGACAGGCACUCCGGGCGGAGCCGAAAGGUAAGUCGCUCAACGACGACGAGACCCUGGCCGACCUCGGUAUGAAAAACGGCGGCCGGCUCUUUUUGAAAGAUCUGGGCCCGCAGAUCGGCUGGUCGACCGUCUUCCUCGCCGAAUACGCCGGCCCGCUUGUCAUCUACCUCUACAUCUAUCAGAGGCCUUGGCUCUUCUACGGCACCGGGGGCUCUUCGGCGCCGAUCAGCACGACGGCCCAUAUCGCAGCCGCCUGUUACACAUUCCACUACGCAAAACGGCUCUUCGAGACGGUCUUCGUCCACAGGUUUUCCCACGCGACGAUGCCCUUGAGCAACCUGUUCAAAAACUGUUCUUACUACUGGCUCUUCACUGCGUACGUCGCGUAUCACGUCAACCACCCGCUGUACACUUCUCCAGGAUCGGGCCAGGUGUUCGCGGGCCUCGUCGGCUUCCUGCUCAGCGAAGUGGGCAACCUGAGCAUCCACGUCGCCCUCCGGGACCUCAGGCCUCCGGGCACCAAGGAGAGGAAGAUACCAGUCGCGACGGGCAACCUGUUCACCUUACUCUUCAACUUCGUCUCCUGCCCGAACUACACGUACGAAUUCUUCUCCUGGCUCUCCUUCACCGUGAUGACCCAGUGCCUGCCGGCCGGCCUCUUCGCCCUCGCCGGCCUCUACCAGAUGUCCGUCUGGGCCAUCGCCAAGCACAAGAACUACCAAAAGGAGUUCGCGAACUACCCGAAACAGCGAAAGGCGAUCCUGCCUUUCCUCCUUUGAAAAGCCUCCAGCACAAUUCAAUAUUUCGACCUUCAAUAUUACAGUGAAUUCUAUUCAAAUUCAUUCCACAUUUCUCGACCGAACAUAUAACAAAAAUCAACGUAAAAAAAUUCCAUUUAAUGUUCAAUUUUAAUAGUUUACCUGAUAGAAUUGUAUUUACUUUUUUUUAAUAACUUUUUUUUAUGUUUAUGUUUUCCAUGUAAAGUUAGUUUUAUAAAAAUCUAAAAAAAUAAA
Molecule: messenger RNA, 1290 nt
Organism: Cimex lectularius (bed bug)
Lineage: Eukaryota; Metazoa; Arthropoda; Insecta; Hemiptera; Cimicidae
Gene: Sc2
Product: probable very-long-chain enoyl-CoA reductase art-1
Exons: 1
Coding region: 148-1056 (302 amino acids)
Biological process (GO): very long-chain fatty acid biosynthetic process
Molecular function (GO): protein binding; oxidoreductase activity, acting on the CH-CH group of donors
Source: RefSeq, a predicted model, not a curated record